This is a messenger RNA of Cavenderia fasciculata, 1938 nucleotides long. RefSeq names its product epsin (gene epnA). Gene Ontology annotation, molecular function: clathrin binding; phospholipid binding. Gene Ontology annotation, biological process: endocytosis. Gene Ontology annotation, cellular component: plasma membrane; endosome; clathrin vesicle coat. The coding region runs from base 1 to 1938 and encodes 645 amino acids. NCBI's taxonomy places the organism in Eukaryota, Evosea, Eumycetozoa, Acytosteliales, Cavenderiaceae. The record is from RefSeq and is a predicted model, not a curated record. The transcript has 3 exons.
AUGGGUGUCAUUUGGAAACGUAUCAAUGAUCCAGGAAAAUAUUGGAGACAUGUAUACAAGUCAUUAUUGUUGAUUGAUUAUUUAGUUAGAAAUGGAUCGGCUCAAGUCAUUCGUGAUUGUCGUCAUCAUACUAUGGAGAUCAAGACAUUGGUCGAGUUCCAAUACAUAGAAGACGAAAAGGACGUUGGUCUGAGUGUAAGAGAACGUGCCAAGCAAGUGAUCGAGCUUUUACACGACGAUCAUAGAAUCAAGGACGAACGUGACAAGGCCAAGACCAAUGCAAACAAAUAUGUUGGAAUUGGAAAUGACAGCAGAGAUCCAAUGGGCUAUGGUUCUAGUGGAGGUGGUGGCUAUGGUGGCUACGGAUCUGGUGGUGGUGGCGGUGGCUACGACUCUGAAAACUAUGGUGGUGGCGGUGGUGGCCGUGACUCGUAUGGUGGUAGUGGUCGUGACUCGUAUGGUGGUAGCGGCCGUGACUCGUACGGUGGCAGCGGUGGUGGUGGUCGUGACUCGUACGGCGGUAGCGGCGGCGGAAGCAGAGACGGAAGAGACAUUUACGGACGUGAGAUCACCUCGUCUUCAUCACGCGAUUCGCCAUAUGGACGCGAGAACAACUCAACUACAACGUCAUCGUCCUAUGGAAGAGACUCUCCAUACGGCGGUGGUGGCAGCAGCAACAACAGAGAUUCAUACGACAGAGAUUCAUAUGGUGGUGGAGGUGGUGGAGGACGAUACGACAGUCCCGCCGACGACUAUAGCAGAGGUAGUUCAUACGACCCCUACAUUGAAAAGAAGACUUCAUCGAGCGGCGGAGCUGGCAGUAGAGGUAGAGGUAACAGUACCAGCAACAACAACAACAACACAAGCAGCAGCAACAAUAACAACUUUGACUUUGACGAUGAGGGAAGCACUCCACAAAAAUCGCGUCCACGUGCUGCCAGUGGCAGUGGAGGUAGUGCCCCAAGACAACAACAACAACAACAGCAACAACAACAACAACAACAUAGAGACAGUCCACAAUUAAUCGAUUUUUCAGAUCCAACCCCACAACCCAAACAAAUUGUAUUCGAUCCACUUGCUGACGGAGGAGGUGGUUUCCCACAACAACAACAACAACAACAACAACAAAACAACAAUCAAUUUGGACAAUUUAACCAAUCAUUCAACCAACUUUCCAUUCAAUCAAAUCCAGAUCCAUUCCCAAAUACUAAUCAAUUCGGCCAACAAUCACAACAAUAUGGAGGUCAAAACAACAACAACCAAUUUGGUGGUUUCCAACAACAACAAGGUGGAAAUAGAGAUCCAUUUGCAAAGGAUGAAUUUGGAGAUUUUAAUACAGUUUCAAACAAGGAUUUCAAUCCAUUUGAUCAACCAUCUGGUGAUUUUAACAAUCAAUUGGCUCCAAACAAUAAUGGUCCAAGCAAUCCAAACGAUCCAUGGGCCAAGAAGGAAUUGUUUGAUUUGUCCAAUCUUGGAAAGGGUGGUGCUCAACCAACUGGCGGCGCUAUUGGCAACAAUAACAUCAACAAUCAUGCAAACAAUUCAAAGACUAGAUCAAUGCCAGCUAGAUCCACAAACGGACCAAUCACUAGCGCAGGUAGCACCAUCACUAGACCACAACCCAUGAAUAUGGGAGGUGGCGGUAUGGGCGGACAACCAAUGAUGGGUGGUGGCGGUGGAAUGAACCAACAACCAAUGAUGGGAGGUGGCGGAAUGAACCAACAAAGACCAAUGGGUGGACAACCAAUGAUGGGUGGAGGCAUGAACCAACCAAUGAUGGGCGGCGGUAUGAACCAACCAAUGAUGGGUGGCGGAAUGAACCAACCAAUGAUGGGUGGUGGAAUGAACCAACCAAUGAUGGGUAAUGGUAUGGGCCAACCUAUGAUGAUGGGUGGUAUGGGUCAACCUAUGAUGAUGGGUCAACAACAAAGAUUCUAA